AAAGCUUAAACCUUUAUUUACUGAUUAAGUCUACCGCCGGGAAGACAAAGAUGCCGACGAUUUUCUUUUUCCGAUAUGUGUUUCUAUUGGUGGUGAUCUCAUUGGUGGGUUUUUCGAUCGCUGAGAAAGUUAACUCUUCCGGGGGAAUGGUCUGGUCUAGUGUUAGAGAUGAAGCCGAAUUGGUAGAAGAUUCCGGUGUGGUGAUCGGAGAGCAAGAUCAAAUCGAUGGUGGAUUCUCUUCACUUGAUGGGAUGUUACACUGGGCAAUAGGUCACUCGGAUCCUGCGACAUUGAAGGAAGCAGCUAAAGAUGCAGAGAAGAUGUCUUUGGAUGAGUUACAGAAGCGUCAAUUAGAGUUAAAGGAGCUGGUGGAGAAGCUGAAAAUGCCGUCGAAUGCGAAGUUGAUGCAAAUAGCGAUAGAUGACUUGAAUAAUUCAUCCUUGUCUCUUGAAGAUCGUCACCGUGCUUUGCAGGAACUUUUGAUCCUCGUUGAACCUAUUGAUAAUGCAAAUGAUUUGAGCAAAUCAGGAGGGCUUAGAGUUGUAGCAGGAGAGCUUAAUCAUGAUGACACAGAAGUAAGGAAACUAGCUGCGUGGGUGCUCGGGAAAGCUAGCCAAAACAAUCCUUUUGUUCAAGAGCAGGUUCUUGAACUUGGAGCUUUAACAACACUAAUAAAGAUGGUAAACUCCAGCUCUACUGAAGAAGCUGUGAAAGCACUUUUUGCUGUUUCUGCCUUGAUACGAAAUAAUAUAGCUGGUCAGGACUUGUUUUUUGCAGCACAUGGAUACAUUAUGCUUCGGGAUGUAAUGAACAAUGGGAGCUUGGAUAUGAAAUUGAGACGGAAAGCUGUAUUCUUAGUCGGUGAUUUGGCUGAGUCUCAACUACAGAACACAGAGAAAGAUGAACUUCCUAUUUUCAAAGAUCGUCUUUUCCUAAAGUCUGUUGUCGAUUUGAUUGUGGUGCUUGAUCUUGAUCUCCAAGAAAAGGCUCUUACAGCAAUCCAAACUCUUCUUCAACUUAAAUCCAUAGAGCCUCAGGUUCUCAAAGAGUCCUGCGGGUUGGAAGAAGCAUUAGAGAGAAUGAAGCUACAGCUGGAGGAAUCAAUGGCGGAUGAAUACAAGAGAGACUAUGCUGCAGAUGUGGAGAGCAUUCGUGGUGAAGUGGAACUGAUCUUCCGCCAAAAGCUUGGACUUUUAUGAACACCAUGAUCAGUAAGAAAGCAACUCCCUGUGCGUUAAUUUCUGGUGGGAAAAGCUUUAGCUGUAGGAGUUGUAGACAAAUUCUAACUGCCUUAGAUAGACUUAAGAUGUGUAACUUAGGCGGAUCUUGCUGAUCCAUUUUGCAUGUUAUUGCCUCUACUCGAGCGGGUUUCUUCCCCUCAUCUUUACUUUCAUAUCAUGUUUGCAAGGUUUUAUGUAUAGUAUUAUGAACUUCCACA
Arabidopsis thaliana (thale cress) is the source of this 1438-nucleotide messenger RNA. RefSeq names its product ARM repeat superfamily protein. The transcript is spliced from 7 exons. NCBI's taxonomy places the organism in Eukaryota, Viridiplantae, Streptophyta, Magnoliopsida, Brassicales, Brassicaceae. The record is from RefSeq and is marked reviewed. The coding region runs from base 51 to 1199 and encodes 382 amino acids.